CAGCAAUCUGAGUAUUUAUAAGUGGGUCAGCAGCAGCAUAUUUCCCUUCUUCCGAAUCUUGCUGACUUUUUAUUAUUUUCUAUCUUCCAGAUCUUUAUUCAUCCAAAAGCCGGUUGCUUGUAGAAUAUUUCACUUUCCCUUUCUAAUAGGUGUCCUUAGUCGGUUGUUUCUCACAAUAGAUAUCAAUAGAGCGACUAAUCUCAUUCCUGCCUGUAAUUAAUAUUCUCAAAGUAGCGAAAUAUUCGAGGAGAUAUUUUAGAAGUUUUGUGAGUUUCAGAGCUCAUUAGUUUCACUUAGUAUCGAUUGUUUUGCUCAUAGUUUGCUGUUUAAUAUAUUUUCAUAGACUGACUGAAGAUGUGUAUGUUAUUUCUAUAUAUCAAUCCGAAUCCAGGGCCUGAUGGUUUUUAUAUUAUCUUAGCAAACACAAGAGAUGAGUUUUUUUACAGACCGGCCCGCAUAUGUCAUUUUUGGGAUCAAAAUCCUGGUAUUAUAGGAGGUAUGGACUUUGAAGAGGGAAAGCAAGGUGGAACAUGGCUAGCAAUGAACACAAGUGGGCAAAUGGCAUCCCUUCUAAAUCUUAUGCAGCCCUUGUCACACUUGGAUGGUACGAAGAGAGACAGGGGAUUUCUUGUGGUCAAUUACCUGGACAGUGGAAUGGACAACAUUAAUUACAUGCAAAGAUUAAGGAGAGAAGCAUUCAUGUAUCAUGGCUUUUUACUUGUUACCAUUGAAGUUAAGCCGAUGCUGGGUGACGUCACAGCUCUAUAUUACACCAACGACAGUGAAAAAGGACCAGUCGUUAUGCAGCCAGGAGUGCACGUGUUUGGAAAUAGUUCUCCCUCUCAUCCCUGGAAGAAAGUGAACGCUGCCAAAAGGAAGUUUGAAGAUGUAACAGCUCAUCAUCCUCGUACAUCUCAUAAGGAAGAACUAAUAACAGACAUCUUUCAAGUUCUUCGAGAUGACACUCUCCAUUAUCCUGACGAGCAACUAGACAAAGAUGCUGAUGGUAGACCUAAAGAAUACGUCAAGGAGUUGAGUGCCAUAUUUAUAAAGCCAGAACUAGGAGUAUACGGUUCCAGGACUCACACAGUGAUAUUAAUUGACGGACAUGGUCGUGUCGACUACUUGGAAAGGACAAUGAAGGAGCCAAUCGAUGUCACCUCCGAUAUCAACUGGAUAACGACCCGCAUGCAAUUCAACAUAGAAGACUCGACGAGAAUUUCAUCCCACCUCUAAGGCCAAUUCUUCUUAGACUUCAGAAUUAUUUAUCGAAAUAAUCAUUCUGUUGUUAACAAUUGAGAAGUUUUUCUGAAUGAUUAAUUUAUAUAACUAUGCAUACAGUAUUCGUAAUUAAUCAGUGUAAAUAACUGAAUCAUUAGUAAGAUGACAUUUUAGAACAUAGUGACUUAAAUUCCAUAAAAUUGACCCUCGGACUCAGAA
This is a messenger RNA of Parasteatoda tepidariorum (common house spider), 1440 nucleotides long. Its product is annotated as transport and Golgi organization protein 2 homolog. The record is from RefSeq and is a predicted model, not a curated record. Gene Ontology annotation, cellular component: Golgi apparatus. Lineage: Eukaryota; Metazoa; Arthropoda; Arachnida; Araneae; Theridiidae. Gene Ontology annotation, biological process: protein secretion; Golgi organization.